AUAGCAUUACAUGUCUUUUUAUAGUCGUGUUUGUGUGCGCGUGUUUAUAUUCAAUAACAGCUGAUCUUGGGACAAAAACAGAAUAUGUGUAAAUUUGAUGUGCAAUAGUGAAGUAAUAAAACGUCAUUAGCGAACUAUCGUAUUUCAUUAUAAGUUUCAUCUCGUGAAAAACUUCUGUAAUAAGACUAAGGAGGAUUAUGUGCUCUUAGCUUAUGUGCAUAAAGAGUGAACUUUGAAACUAACUAAAUAAAAGAAAACUCUUAUCAUAAAGAUAUAAAUUACAUAGGAUUAUAAACAAGUAACAUUGGCAAAAAUAUGUCAGCCUUAUCAGAGAAUAUUACAAUCAAGCAACCCAUAAGACGUUUAGAGAUUCAAAUUAAUAACUUCAACGUUGCUAUUCCACACCAUGUAGAUUUAUUGAAACAACACAAGAACAAUAUUAAAAAAUAUCAAAAUCAACAUGAUUGGGAACGGAUACGGAAAGAACAUAUAAAUGUCUCCCGUAUUAUUAAACAAUUGAAGGAGUUAUUGUAUCAAAUGGAAACUCUCAGAGCACAAGUUCUUGAUGUUGACAUUGAUAAAUUUGAUAAACUGACGACACAUGCACGGACUAGUAUUAUGUGUGCAAUUCAGGAAUAUUUAAAUAUGGAAUUAGAUGUAUCAAAAUUGCCUUCCACAUCAGGGAAUGAAAAUCAAAAGACAGAAUCUCCAUUUGAGGAUAACGACAUACAAUUGCAAAUAGAACGAGAAGAUUUACAACAUCAGCAAACAUGUCUACAUGCCUGGAAUUGUUUGCAAGAGGAAAUACAACAAUUACAUGAGCUCUUUGCCGAAUUUAAUAAAAUCGUACAUCAUCAGAAAGAAAUGGUAGACAAUAUGGAAGAAAAUAUUGAAGAAACUGAAAUAAAUGUAAAUGAAGGCACAAGAUAUCUAGAGGUAGCCUCUAAAUAUAAAGUAGCUGCAUAUCCUAUAGCAGGUGCUAUGAUAGGCACAUGUAUUGGAGGACCAAUAGGUUUAUUAGCUGGAAUGAAAAUUGGUGGUCUUGCUGCUCUAAGUUGUGGAAUUUUAGGUUUUACAGGGGGAUCAUUAUUAAAAAAGAAACAGAUAGAAUCACAAAAACUAGAAAUAUGUGCAAAUGAUUCAGCAAUUAAUCUCAAAAAUGUUAGGAAAUCUGUCUCUUGUCCUGAUAAUUUAAAAGAAAAUAAAAAACAUUUGUGACAGAAUGUAACUUUGUCGACAUAUGAUAUGAUCAAUCUUAAACAUAAAAAAAAAUGCACUAUUGUAUAAUUUUAAAUCACAGAGAUAUUUGCACAUUUUUUUAUCUAGUAAAUAUGUUCUUUAUUUGUACAUAAAUAAUAUUUAACUUUACAAUGCUAUGUAGUUUAAGAACUCUUUUGAGAGAAAUUUUUAAACACUUUUGACAUAUACUAAAUUUAUAAUUUUAUAUACUUAAAAAAUAUUGACUAGUCUAUAAAUCUUGUUGAACCUACAAUUGGCUAACUAAUUUAUUUAUUGGCUAAUUAAUUUAUAAAUCUUUGUUAGAAUAUAUGUAUUGUCUAUUUAGCAAUAUAUUUUAAUAGAAAUUAAAUAAAUACUAAUUAUAUUAUAUAUAAAUAUUAUCAAAAUCAGAUUAAAGAUAUAAGCACAUAUCUCUUUUAUAAAGAUUAUUUUUUGUAUGCCUUUUGUGUGCCUUGUAAAUUAUUUCAGACUAUUAAAGAUAUAUGCUCUGCAACAAUUUUCAAAUAUUGUAACUGCUUGUAAUUGCUUACCUACAAAUUAAUAUAAUUAGCUGCUUUCCUAAAAUAAAACUUAGUUAAUGCGCAUUAUGUACAUACAUUAUGCAUAUUUAAAAUGUUAUGCUUAAGAAAUUAAACUUUUAGAAUUGUAUAUUAUACAUUUUAAAUACAUAGAACUAGAUUGUUUUAAAGGAUGUCAUUUUUCUCUCUUAAAUCAAGAAAAUUACGUAAAAUAUAAAAAUAUUUUACAUUGACCAAUUUACAUACAAAUUGUUAAACUACUUAUAAAUAUUUUAAAAUAUAAGAUAUAUAUGUGAUAUGCACUUGUAAUAAUUAAAACGUACGAAUAUAUUUGGGCAAAUAAUUAUAUAUUAUAGAUGAUAGACAUAUAUGUAUAUAAUAUAGAAAAUGUGGGAUAUAAUAAAUUUUAAAAAGA
Molecule: messenger RNA, 2172 nt
Organism: Cataglyphis hispanica
Lineage: Eukaryota; Metazoa; Arthropoda; Insecta; Hymenoptera; Formicidae
Gene: Syx17
Product: syntaxin-17
Exons: 5
Coding region: 316-1218 (300 amino acids)
Biological process (GO): vesicle fusion; intracellular protein transport; exocytosis
Cellular component (GO): SNARE complex; endomembrane system; plasma membrane
Molecular function (GO): SNAP receptor activity; SNARE binding
Source: RefSeq, a predicted model, not a curated record